AUGGAGCUGAACCUCGAAAUCAAUCUAAAAAACCCCCGAACUGACACAAGAGAUGGUGAUCGCAAAUUAAGUCUUAGUGAUGAGUGCGCAUCAAAUUCCAGUGGUGAGUGCGCAUCAAAUUCCAGUGGCGAGGGCGCAUCAAGUUCCAGGGGCGAGGGCUUAUCAACUCUAGAUGGUAUUUCUACUUUGUGGGGUGAUUUGUUUGGCGAUGACAAGGCUCAUACUGCUUUGGUCGAUGAUAUGCUAACCGGUAGCAAGGCGGAGGGAGGCCAGAGCGGUAGCAAGGCAGAGGGGGGCCAGAGCGGUAGUAAGGGAGAGGAGGGCCAAAGCGGUAGCAAGGCACAGGACAAAAAAAAAUCACAAUCUAAGUCAUUGGGCACCAAUAUUGACAGCGGUGUGUUCCAUGAGCUAAAAGAGAAUGGUCCCAAAGCCGAUCCAUCACCUAAUCAAGCCGAUCCAUCACCUAAUCAAGCCGAUCCAUCACCUAAUCAAGCUUCACAAUUCCAAUCACAAGGCCGACAUGCGUACGAUGAGCUGACUCAAUCGUCGCAAAUCGAUGAAUCGAUGAAGGUGCAGACAAGAUCUCCUGGUAAAAAGGGUAGAGUAUGUGAGAUGUGCGGUGAGUCUGGGCAUAUUGGUGGAGUAAAUGCAUUUAUAUCAAGCGAAGGGGAUAGGCAAUUCCCAAGUCAACGCGUGAGGAUUGGAAUAACGAAAUACCUCCAGUACAAACCAAUCGGCUCACUAAUAAUAUAA
Messenger RNA from Sphaeroforma arctica JP610, 753 nucleotides. RefSeq lists its product as hypothetical. The record is from RefSeq and is a predicted model, not a curated record. The transcript has a single exon. The coding region runs from base 1 to 753 and encodes 250 amino acids. Lineage: Eukaryota; Ichthyosporea; Ichthyophonida.